This is a messenger RNA of Tachysurus vachellii, 739 nucleotides long. RefSeq lists its product as uncharacterized. The record is from RefSeq and is a predicted model, not a curated record. Bases 38 to 703 code for a protein of 221 amino acids. The transcript is spliced from 5 exons. Lineage: Eukaryota; Metazoa; Chordata; Actinopteri; Siluriformes; Bagridae.
AAGACAGCACUAAAUAUUUCACUAAAACCCUAAAGAUAUGGUUUUAUCGAUAAAAUGUUCUUUGUUUGACUGUUGCCAUGGCAACAGCACUACACGCGCACAGGAGCGAGUCUCGAGGAUGUCUAAAAGUAAGCGGUGUAAUGUACGGCCUAUGCAUCAGACUACGCUCUGUCUGGGAGAUCAGACGCCCUGUUACUCCACGACACACUCCCAGAGUUUCUGUGGCAGGAGAGACGACGGACAGCCACUGGUCUUCCUCCUGAGGGAUCCGUGUUAUCCCUCGCAGCAUCACUGCAGUCUGCACCUCAGGAACAUCUCUGAAGGCAUCUCCUCGUUCUCCUCCACACACUCAAGAGACGUCCACAGCCUCAAAGACGUCACACCGCCUGAUGUGCUAAGGAGUCUCAGAACCAGGAACUGGACUCGGAACUGUGAAGGUCUGGCCAUGAAAGAAGUGACAACUCCUCCUGAAGAAACAGUCUACAGCAGCUUGUAUCGCUCAGAUUACUGCGCUGCUGAGACGAGCGCUCGGUGCCAGCAGGCUUCCGGUCGACCCUCAGACUGGCACAGGCACAACAUCCUCACAGGAGAGGAAAGUGCACCAGCAGGUCCUCCUCGGGAGCCAAAGAGGAACCGUGUAGAGAUGGAGAUCUUUCCUGCUCGCCGCUGGGACAGCGACUGCACCUCGCUGCGUCUGUACUGAGACACCUCGAGGUCACGGGAUGCACUUAAAUCACUC